Molecule: messenger RNA, 1989 nt
Organism: Copidosoma floridanum
Lineage: Eukaryota; Metazoa; Arthropoda; Insecta; Hymenoptera; Encyrtidae
Biological process (GO): signal transduction
Cellular component (GO): cytoplasm
Molecular function (GO): signaling adaptor activity
Source: RefSeq, a predicted model, not a curated record
UAUAUAUAUAUAUCAUCCGGUCAGUGUAUACCAACUGCGGGUGUUCCCCAUAUUGGUCAUCCUCUCGGUGUUGGAACAGAAAACAUAGUAUUACGUAGUGCACAUUGCGCGUACAUUAUUUACAACAUGAGGUCCCGAGGGGAUGACCAUUGGUACGAAGGAGUACUCUACUCGACGACGACGACGACGACGACUCGUUGAUGUGCUCAUCGACUCCGAAAUCGAGAGGAGCGAAAGAUGAUGGACGCGGCGCUGAGGACGCUCAACCACCAGGAGGUCGUGCACGAGGGGUGGCUCAUCAAGUCGCCGCCCAGCAAGCUCUGGAAAGCGAGAUGGAGAGAAAGAUGGUUCACACUGAGGCACAGCGGGGAAUUGCCCGGCCAGUACUUUUUGGAGUAUUACACAGACGGCAGGUGCAGGAAACUCAAAGGCAAGAUCGAUCUCGAUCAGUGCGAACAGGUCGAUGCGGGCUUGAGUUUCGAAAACAGAAAAGAAAAGUACCAGCACAUGUUCAACAUAAAAACGCCAAAAAGAAUUUACUAUCUCGUGGCGGAAAACGAGUCUGUCAUGAACAAGUGGGUGGAUGCCAUUUGCCAAGUGUGUGGAUUGAAGGCUUACACCCAGGACGACGAUCAGCAGUCACAAGUGUUUUCAUUUGACACGGGAGAAUCGCCGCCUAUCUCGCCGACCAGCACCUUGUCGAACCCGUACAUUCCGAUAAGCGAGUGUAUAUCGGGGCCACGCCCAAUCGACGAUAACAAUUUUGUUAAUCACCACCAUGGUGUACAUAAACAUAUCGACCAUUACGACGCUACGAAAAGACUGAUGCCGACACCCCCGAGGUCUCCAACAAUCACCGACGCCGAUAGCGUCAUUACCGACGACGAGUCCCUUCCUUCUUCGCUGCCCAACGUUAACUGGGAUACUUUCCCUUCUGCUGGUGACUUGAAGCCAAAUUUCAAAUCGAAGAAGCGAUUUGGAAAACUGAAAACGGAGCCAGUCGUUGUCGCCGCUCCUAAACAGGGAACGAUUCCACCGAGGCCGCCGAAACCAAGUCACAACUAUUUGAAUUUGGACGGCGUGACUGAGAACGCAAAGCCGAGCGCGUUGCCCACGCCCACCCAAUUAUCGAAUGACCUGUUGAACAAUUCGAGUAGCACGCCUUUGAAAACUCGACAGGUAGCGAUAACGAAAGCGGACGUCAAUACGUUGAACAAACUGCAAAAGUUGCAGCAGAACACGAAAAAAAUCCUCAACACGGACGACCACGUGUUUCGUUACGAUUUCGACAACAACGUCGAACAAUCGGACGUAUCGUCGGUCAAGUGCUCGAACCUGUCGAUGAGCCCUUCCAACAAGGACAAAAACAACGCAGUGCCCAUGAUAAUCGUGCCACCGCCGCCCCCGCCGCCAUUAGUCAAUAGAGGAUUGAAGCCGGGCAGGAAAACUAGUGAUUCGAAUCAAAGCCAUGAACUGUCUCCUACUGUAAGUAACAAAGAUGCCAGUGAACUCUUUGCAGAACCACCCAGUAUCAAUAGAAGGUUGAAACCGGCUCAUGCUAAAUCGCCCGACAGAGAUUUGACGCAACUUGACUCGCCUUCCGUGAAGAGAAAAACCAAACCGAUUCCUAGUCCAAUAAUGAUGUCCAAGUUACAGAAAGGUCGUCUACCGUCGGUAUCGGACGACGAAAACGUAUUCGACGAGAAAGAAAAAAUAUACUACUACCAUGACAAUGAAAACCAAGUACCGGCGUCGAACCGCAACCUGGUGAUUUUGCAAUACGUAGAUUUAGAUUUAGACACCGACAAUGCAAAUAGUCCUACUGUGCAGCAGCAGCAAUCUCCGUUGGCCACUACAGUGUACAAAACUGUCGAUUUUGUUAAAACUGAAGCAUUCAAUCGCACAAGACAGAGGGUCGAGGAAGAGAGAAAGCAAUGCAACGACGAAUUGACAUAGUUUAGUCGUUUCAACAGAUUGUAAAAAAAAAAA